UCUCCAUCACAGCACUCCCACACCGGCCACAUGCGCCCUGGCAGCCAUCCCCCGCUCCGAGUGAAAGUGUAGCAGAGGGACGACUGGUUUAACGCACGGUGUCGGUCUCAUCUGAUGGACACCUCGGUGCCUUGGCCAGCUCGCCGUGUGCGCUGCGGUCCUCCUCUCCAGCUGGACCGGUGGUAGCCGGAGGCUGCGCGAGCGCUCGCUCGGAACGGGAGGACAGAGAGACAUUAUGAAGUUGACCGUCCUCCUCCUCCUCGUAUGCCCGCUGUCCCUCGCCGAGAUCCACGCUCCCAGUGAGUUUGUGUCCUUGGCGGAGAUGGAGGACGCCCUCAUGAGGAACCUUUUCCAAGGGUACCAGCGCUGGGUCAGGCCCAUCCAGCACGCCAACGACACCGUCCGGGUACGCUUUGGACUGAAGAUCUCCCAGCUGGUGGAUGUGGAUGAAAAGAACCAGCUCAUGACAACUAACGUUUGGCUGUGGCAGGAGUGGAUCGAUUACAAGCUGCGAUGGAAUCCAGAUAAAUAUGGAGGGAUCACUUCCAUCAGAGUCCCUUCGGAAAUUAUCUGGCUCCCCGACAUCGUCCUCUAUGAGAAUGCUGACGGGCGGUUCGAGGGCUCCCUGAUGACCAAAGCCAUCGUCAAGUUUAACGGCGUCAUCACCUGGACGCCACCCGCUAGCUACAAAUCCGCCUGUACCAUGGACGUCACCUUCUUUCCCUUUGACCGCCAGAACUGCACCAUGAAGUUCGGCUCCUGGACAUACGAUGGCCACAUGGUGGACCUGGUCCUGAUAGACAACCAGGUCGACCGACGGGACUUCUUCGACAACGGGGAGUGGGAGAUCCUAAGUGCCACUGGAGCCAGGGGCACCAGGAAGGACGACAUGUACACGUACCCCUUCCUCACGUAUUCCUUCAUCCUGAAGAGGCUGCCCUUGUUCUACACACUCUUCCUCAUUUUCCCUUGUUUGGGUUUGUCGUUCCUGACCGUCCUGGUGUUUUACCUCCCAUCGGAUGAAGGAGAGAAGCUGUCCCUCUCCACCUCCGUGCUUGUGUCGCUCACCGUCUUCCUCCUGGUCAUAGAAGAGAUCAUUCCCUCCUCCUCCAAGGUGAUCCCGCUCAUCGGAGAGUACCUGCUGUUCAUCAUGAUCUUCGUCACGCUCUCCAUCAUCGUCACCGUCUUCGUCAUCAACGUGCACCACCGCUCCUCGGCCACCUACCACCCGAUGUCUCCGUGGGUCCGGAAUCUCUUCCUUCAGAAGCUGCCGAGGUUGCUCUGCAUGCGGGGGCACACCGACCUCUACCACUACCCGGAGCUGGCUCCCGAGAGCCCGGAGGUGAAGCCGCGCUCUGGAGGUCGGAAAGGAGGCCAGAGGGCCAACAGCGGAGCCCGCGGACCGACCACGCCUGAAGGGAAGGAGGACGAGGCCUGGGCGACCAUGUUGGACAAGGCCGUCUACUCAGUGCGCUACAUCAGCAGACACAUCCGCAAGGAGCACUUCAUCCGAGAGGUGGUACAAGAUUGGAAGUUUGUGGCCCAGGUGUUAGACAGGAUCUUCCUGUGGGCGUUUCUUACCGUCUCCAUACUGGGCACUGUCCUCAUCUUCACUCCAGCUCUCUACAGUUUUUUCAAAAUCCCUCCUCCAAUCGCAAGUGAGAAUCCGCCUUCAAACUAGACAAUAACCCCACUUCCACAGGCGAAUAGUGAUCAACCGUCAACAAUCUCUGAAACGUUUGCUCCCACUGAAUAAGAAGAAGCCACUUCAGGUGUUUGGUAGAGAGAGCUUUGACUGUUAGUUUCUUCUUUAGAUUCCCUGUUUAACCUGCUCUCCAUGCCAUUAAGUAAUGUAAUGUGUCUUUCAUGCACAUCAUACCACAUUUCAAAUUAUUAGGAUUAUAUAACUUUUUUUAAGCAAGCGCACUCAACAGCAAAUUAAUGCCAAAUUUAGUAAGUCAUAGAUGUUGAAAUUCAACACAUUUGAAUUUGACGUUUCAUAAUGGAUUUAGGUAGCAUGCAGCUUUUAAUGCGUUAUAUUACACGGUGGUUAUUCCAGAUGUCAUUGGCUUAAUAUAUAUAUGUAUAUGUACAGCAAAGAUGGCUUCCUCUCUAUCUCUAUUCCUCCAUCACUUUAACAAUAUAUUCAUUUUAUGCACUAGAUACAUUCUGUACUUAAUUUGUAUUAGUAUAUUCUAAGAAAAAUACAUUAUUUAUUCUUUCAAGGUACCAUCAACCUUUGUACUACCUUAACAUACCAUUACAUAUGUAGCAACCUGUUAUAUGUUUGCAGACUUUUUAAAGCUUUUUAAAUGGCGUAUCAGAACAGUUUGGAUUUUUUUGUCUGCUGUGUUCCUCACCCUCUCAAACACAAAAUAUGUCACACCUUGGUCACGGCAGUAACUGGAAACAUUUAUUUGAUUAAUGAAUAAAUAGAUGGACAUUUCCUUUGAAAUCCACAUUACUUGUAUUAUUCAAUUGUACUUUAUUGCACUAGUUAGUUUAAAGUCACGAGGCAUUAAUGCAAUAUAUAUUUAUGAUCCAUUGAAAGUGAAAGUUGUCCAUACAUCCUUCAGAUGUUACAGAUAACAACAAAAAGGAAAAAGAGUAGUACUAGAAACUAGAUGAAAUAGGUGAAGUGACUGCUACACCUAGUGGUGAAUCAGCCACUUUGCAGAAAUUGCACAGAAUGCAAAACAUACAACGCAUAUUAUUUCCCCCUACAACAAGGAAAUAAAUGAUUCUUUCUCAAUUUUGGUCUUUCCAAAAAUAAAUGUUUUGUGAGUGUUUGGAUGAGUGUGUGUCUUUUGUGCAGAAUUUAGAUACAGUGUUUUGUUUUCUCUGCACCAUAACUAGAUGGAAGAAAAACACAGGAAUAUAAUUAAAAUGUCAGAAAAAUACUUAUAUCACUUCAGAAGUACAUUAAAACAUGUUACACUCAGGGAAAGUGUCACUGCUCAUUAAAACAAUCAAAUGACUAUCAAUGAAAUCAUUUCUACCGCACAUCAAAGUGCAACUAUGCUAUUGUGGGAAAACAUUGUGCUACUAUUACCUAUAAUUGAAAAUGAAAGCAUUAAAAAACAACAAGAAGAAACAAUGUAAAUGGCUAAAAACUGAAUUGCUACACAGUCCAACACCAUGUUCUGCUACCAGUACUCUUUAGGCUGAGAAAGCAAAAGCACUUUGUGUUAAAAAUGCCUCUUCGAUGGCGUAAAAGGUGUUGGCUUUAACAUCAACUGACGAUAGAUCACAGUCAAACGUGUAUUCACACCACAGACUAGUGUGACCCAUCCCUGAUUCUGACUGGUGUCAAACCUGAUAUCCUGACUGUCUCUUUAGGUUAAUGAAUCACUUUGCUUGCUUCUUUUUCAUGAAGCCCUCAACAAUGUUAAAACAGAAAAACUGAUUCACAGAGUUUCAAGCACAGAUUUUCUCUAACAAUAAAACACAUAACAUAAGCAUUUGGAUCAAAGGCAACAAUUUGCUACAAGAAAAUGAUAAAUGCUGUCAUUAAAUGGUUGAUACUACUUGUCAUAGAAAUAAUAAACUGCCAGUCAUCUUUAUGUUGACUCGAUAUUAGAAAACCAAGUAAAAUACUGUACAUAUUUUGUCACAGCAGUAAUCAUGUGCAUCAAUAAUAC
Messenger RNA from Pungitius pungitius (ninespine stickleback), 3641 nucleotides. Its product is annotated as neuronal acetylcholine receptor subunit non-alpha-2-like. NCBI's taxonomy places the organism in Eukaryota, Metazoa, Chordata, Actinopteri, Perciformes, Gasterosteidae. The coding region runs from base 236 to 1681 and encodes 481 amino acids. Gene Ontology annotation, cellular component: synapse; plasma membrane; neuron projection. The transcript is spliced from 6 exons. The record is from RefSeq and is a predicted model, not a curated record. Gene Ontology annotation, molecular function: acetylcholine-gated monoatomic cation-selective channel activity; acetylcholine receptor activity. Gene Ontology annotation, biological process: response to nicotine; regulation of membrane potential; nervous system process.